GCUCUCUCCAACCCAUAAGUUACGUAACACAUGUAGUAAGAGGACUCACAACCAUGACGGGGGCACGCAAGAACAAGGUCGCCUACUUCUAUGACAGGGAGUUCCAGGAGUUCUAUUUCGGGCAGAACCACCCGAUGAAGCCCCAUCGGCUGGCGAUGACCCACCACCUGGUCCUCGGCUACGGGCUUCACAAGAAAAUGGAUGUCUUUCGACCUCGGCGCGCACACCCAGCGGAGCUAGCGCAGUUCCACACAGAGGACUACAUCGAGUUCCUCUCUAAAGUGACGCCGGACAGUGCCGCCAAGUUUGGGAACCAGCUGCGCCAGUAUAACAUCAACGACGACUGCCCGAUUUUCGACAACAUGUUCAAGUUCUGCCAACUUUACGCGGGAGCUUCCAUUGAAGGCGCAGUCAAGCUCAACCACAACCUGUGCGACAUCGCAAUCAACUGGUCGGGUGGGCUGCACCACGCUAAGAAGGGGGAGGCCUCGGGCUUCUGCUACAUCAACGACCUGGUGCUGGCCAUCCUGGAGCUGCUCAAGUACCACGCGCGCGUGCUGUACAUCGACAUCGACGUGCACCACGGCGACGGCGUGGAGGAGGCCUUCUACCUCUCGGACCGUGUGAUGACGGUGUCGUUCCACAAGUACGGCGACUACUUCUUCCCGGGCACCGGCGACCUGAUGGACACGGGCGAGCUCAACGGCAAGUACUACUCGGUCAACGUGCCGCUCAAGGACGGCACCAAUGACGACACCUUCCACGCGCUGUUCAAGCCCAUCAUGCGCCGCGUGAUGGAGGUGUUCCGCCCCGAGGCCAUCGUCAUGCAGUGCGGCGCGGACUCGCUGGCGCACGACCGGCUGGGCUGCUUCAACAUGUCGCUGCGGGGUCACGGCGAGGCCAUCCGCUUCAUGAAGGAGUUCGGGUUGCCCAUGCUCAUCACUGGCGGCGGCGGCUACACAAAGCACAACGUGGCGCGCUGCUGGACCUACGAGACCGCGAUCCUCACUGACACGCAGGUGCCCGAGCAGCUGCCGCGCUCCGACUACCACGAGUACUUCGCCCCCGACUUCUCGCUCAACGUGUCCGCACACAAGGUGAUGGACGACAGCAACAGCAAGGCGGAGGUGCAGCGCAUUCUGCGGGAGGUGUUUGAGAACCUGCGGCUGCUGGAGCACGCGCCCGGGGUGCACAUGCACCAGGUGCCGCCCGACUUCCGGGUGCCGCGCUACAACUACGACGAGGAGCCGCUGGAGGAGCGGGUGGGCAAGUACGCGCGCGAGCACCUCAUCAUCAGGGAGGACGAGGAGAUGGCGCUGCCCGGCGCCGGCGCCAUGGGCGGCGCAGGCGCAGGCGGCCCCUACCACCACGAGCCCUACGACUGAGCGGGGUUCGUGGGGGCGUGCGCGUGAGCCUAAGCGCUGGGGGAGGGAGGAGGGAGGGCCCGCAUGCUGCGCGUGCGGCCGGCCGGCUGGCGCCGGCGCGCGCGUGCAUGUGCGUAUGUGGGUCCGGUCGCCGGCAGUCGCGGACCGGCGGUGAGAGGGAGGCAGCGACCCUCACGGGCCGCGGGCCGGCUGCGCUGCGGGGAGAUGGGCGCCCCUUGCAGCUGCAGCAACGCCUCUCGUGCGUCCUCAGUGCAGCGCGGAAACAUUUACUUGUCACAGUUUUUGCCCCUGUAUUGUCGAGGUCGAUGUGGUAGCGCUGGUGGUGAGGCAUGCUGUGGGCGCGCGUGCGUGUGAUGGAUCGGCGGAACUGGCAGCAGCUAGGCGCCGCCAUGAGCGGCCGCCGAUCAGCGCAGAGGGAGUGGAGGCUCACAGGCUGGCGCGCUCCGCAGCAGCUGACUGCCGGCGCCCUGCAGCUGGGCGCAACCGCGCAGGCAGCACCCGCCCCGGUGGCCCGCAGCACGGGACCGCCGCCGUCCAUCGCCUCGUCAUGGACGCCAGCGGCGAACCCUGCGCCCCAGCAUAGCAGACGCCCCGGCACGGCCGCCGGCAGCACCAGUCAGGGCCCGCUGGCGCGGCAGGCCCUGGUCGUAUCGCGCCAACGGCUGGCCCCCUCACGCAACAUACCUCCAUCCGCACCACCAGCUGAACGGGCCGGCCCGCACGGGCAUGCACGGUCCGCUCCGGCGCCGGCCUGCACGCCCAACAAGCAGCGGCAGCCCACACGCCCAGACGCAUGGCGCUAGCUAGGCUGCAGUACCGCCUCAAUGCUGCGCCCUGCAACCCAACGAGCGCCUGCUCCCGGUCGCGCUGACACCCAUGGGUGUCGUGUGGGUGGUGCUCCAGGCUGAGCAGCUCAGCCCGCAAGGUGCUGAUUUGGGGCUCCCAUGCAGCGCAGUCCGCUUGUAUGUGCAACUGGGAAGCUUAACCAGGGCGGAAAAGCUUGGGAUGCGGGAGUUGAGGUCCUGAUGCGCGACGGACACGGAAGAGCGGUGCAAGGCGGUGCCAGGACGUGGCGCGUAUCGCUAGCAGGAGGGUGGCAGAGGGGUGCGACGACAUGCAUCUGCCUCGGGGACGCCCAGCAGCCAUUCCAAGCGCUGUGCCCGUCUGGCAGGUGUCUCACUUUGGUGAUGGCGCUAUGAUACACCGAUGUGUAUAGUAGCACCUGGAGUUGGACAAUUACUGGGUUGGAAAGCCAAUUCAGGCUGAUCGACCACAUCAUGUUUUCGGUAGUUCUUGCUUUAGCGAGCGAAACAGCGAGUGAGCUUUGCCCAGGUCUGUUGAGCGAGCUCUUUGUUGCAAUGGCGGGCGGCGGACGCAAACGGGUCUGAGGCAGGUCGGGAAGGCUUUCUCUGCGCUGCCAUGUAUUGUGCGUUGGUGCACGGUCCAGUCGGCAGUGGAACACGCCACCCGGAGGCUUGCUUUCGAAUGCGGACGUCAAACCGCUUGACAAGCGCCCUCUUGUUAUUAUGCUGCCGGUUGUACUGGGAGGCUGCCAUACCCCCAACUAAAUCCGUGCAAUGUACAAGUAAUAACAGACGUGUGGGCGGAAGCCCAACCCCGCGACUAAGAGGGGAAAUACCCCGUAGUAGUCGUGGCCUAGGAACGUGUGCGUGAUGUUAUUAGAGUUGGGGUAGGGGAACCUGCGGCGGCGGCUGCGGCGGCGGCUGCGUGCCCUUACUUGUGCGGCACGUACUUGCGUUAUCACGCUGGAUGGCACGGGGUGCGAUACAACAUCAUGCUCGACUGAUGGAGCGCAUUGCAUACAACGUCCACAGAAUAGGCGCAGGGUUUACCUGAUGUGAACGGCUCGGCCAUCAUAAUGUGCUUGCACAUUGCACGAGUAAUGUCUCUUGGCAGUGACCACGGAUGUGGCGAACCAAGCAUGUGCGAGCCUCGCUCUAUACCGCGCUCGCUACAAAGAAUGUCCAACAGGCUUCUGACGGGUGCAGCGGCGGGCUGCGCAUGAUUCUACAUUACCGUUAAUGUGCGCAGUGCGCGUGGACUCCGCAGCGCCUGGGCGCCCGGCACGCCAGAAACUACACACUUGGGGACUUGGGUGAUGGUGAUGGUGCAAGACGGCGGGAUGGGAUAAAAUUUUGUGGCGGUUACAUACCGACGCUGGCCGAGCGAGGCGUUAGGCAGCAGUAGGUGGAAGGCCCAGCAGCCAUGCAUGCGCCUUUAGCCGGCGGUGCCGUACGACGCAUGAGGUAUA
Messenger RNA from Chlamydomonas reinhardtii, 3657 nucleotides. RefSeq lists its product as uncharacterized. Gene Ontology annotation, molecular function: histone deacetylase activity. The transcript has 10 exons. The record is from RefSeq and is a predicted model, not a curated record. NCBI's taxonomy places the organism in Eukaryota, Viridiplantae, Chlorophyta, Chlorophyceae, Chlamydomonadales, Chlamydomonadaceae. Bases 54 to 1385 code for a protein of 443 amino acids.